This is a messenger RNA of Triticum turgidum subsp. durum (durum wheat), 2481 nucleotides long. Lineage: Eukaryota; Viridiplantae; Streptophyta; Magnoliopsida; Poales; Poaceae. The record is from the annotation of a GenBank genome assembly.
AUGCGAGAAUCGUCAAAAGGACGUGAUAAGCACAUAAUAAAACCAUUACCAGAAGCAACAGCUUGGCCAACAACAAUGGCGCUGCCACUGCUCUUCCUCUUCUCCCUCUUGCUUCAAGCUCCCUCGCACGCACAGGCACUCCAAAACAUCACACUAGGAUCCACCCUGACCACUCAAGGUCCAAACGCCUCACGGAUUUCGCCCUCCGGUGAAUUCGCGUUCGGCUUCCGCCCCAGCGACGCGGACGCCUCUGUCUACCUCCUCGCCGUUUGGUUCGACAAGAUCACCUCCAAAACCGCUGUCUGGUACGCCAACACCAACACCAACACCAACACCACACUGCCAGCUGGCUCCCAACUGCAGCUCACGCCGGGUGGCGUGCUUUCGCUCCAGGACCCUGCUGGCACAGAGAUAUGGAACCCCCGGGUGACCAACGUCGACCAUGCUGCCAUGCUCGACACAGGCAAUUUCGUGCUCUAUGCCAAAGAUGGAUCCAUCAAAUGGCAGAGCUUUGAACACCCAACUGACACCAUCCUGCCCUCCCAGGAGCUGCCUAAAGGGUCCGUCCUGCAAAGCCGGCUCAUGGAUAACGACUACUCAGCUGGAAGAUUCCAAAUCAGCGUACAGGAUGAUGGCAACCUAAGGUUUUACACCAUGGCUGUUCCAUCCCUUUUCCGCUAUGAUCCCCCAUAUUGGGAUUCUAAGACUGGUGGAAAUGGUUCAAGCCUCGUGUUCAACACAACCGGCAGCAUCUACUACACUACAAGUUCUGGCGGACAAUUCAAUAUUACAUCAGAAACACUGGACUCACCGGCAGACUUUUACCGGCGCGCCACACUUGACGCAGAUGGGGUGUUCAGGCAAUACGUGUACCCCAAGAAGGCAGCUCAGACCAGUGGAUGGAACGCUGAGUGGAAAGUUAUGGACUACCUCCCACGGAACUUCUGUGAGGCUGUCAGGGUAGAGACUGGAAGUGGUGCCUGUGGGUUCAACAGCUAUUGCCGCUCCAACACAAACAGGAGUGUGGAAUGUAAGUGCCCAAUAAACUACUCAUUCAUCGACAACGAAAGAACGUACAAAGGUUGCAAGCAAGACUUUGCUCCACAUAGCUGUGACUUGGAUGAUACUGAAUCUACUCAGCAAUUCAAGCUACUUCCAAUGAACAAUAUCAAUUGGCCUUUUGGAGACUAUGAGCGUCACAGCCCCAUUGGUGAGGAUUCUUGCCAAAGACUUUGCUUAACUGAUUGCUUUUGUGUUGCUGCGGUGUACUAUGGCGGUUCUUGCUGGAAAAAGAGGAGCCCCUUGUCCAACGGAAUGGAAGGUAACAUAGUGGGAUCAGUUUUUAUCAAGGUUCCCAGGACUAAUGUUCCUGGGUCCCAGUUGGGCAGUAACUCCAAUACAUGGAGAAAAGAGAAGAGGUAUUGGAUAAUAGGAAGUUCACUGCUCCUUGGAGGAUCUGCCCUUGUUAUUGUUUUCCUCAUCUCCAUUCUGUAUUUUGGAUCUUACCGUGUCAUUAGGCGAAAGAAGCCAGCCCAGAUACAAUCAAUGAGUCCCGAGGCAUUGCCUCUUAGAGCAUUCACGUACAAGGAGAUUGAGAAGGCGACAGAUGGAUUUCGUGAAGAGCUGGGUAGCGGUGCAUCUGGUAUCGUAUACAAGGGCCAGUUGGAAGAUGAGUUUGGGACUGGCAUUGCAGUCAAGAAGAUUGACAAGAUGCUCCAAGAGAGUGAAAAGGAGUUCGCCAUUGAGGUUCAAACCAUCGGAAGGACCUUCCACAGAAACUUGGUACGGUUGCUCGGUUUCUGCGCAGAAGGAAAAGAGAGGCUUCUGGUGUACGAGUUGAUGACCAAUGGCUCACUUAAUGGAUUCCUUUUUUGUGGUACAAGCCCAACCUGGAACCUUCGCGUUCAAGUCGCACUUGGGGUGGCAAGAGGCCUGCUCUACUUACAUGAGGAAUGCAACACUCAAAUUAUCCAUUGUGACAUAAAGCCCCAAAACAUCCUUCUUGAUGAGAAUCUCGUGGCAAAGAUCUCAGACUUUGGCCUAGCAAAGAUGCUCAGGACAAAUCAGACACAGACGAACACUGGCAUCAGGGGAACUCGAGGGUACGUCGCGCCCGAGUGGUUCAAAAACAUAGGGAUCACAUCCAAGGUCGACAUUUAUAGUUUUGGGGUGAUCUUGCUGGAGAUUGUGUGUUGCAGACGGAAUGUGGAGCUAGAGACAGCUGAUGAGGAGCAAGCAAUACUGACAUAUUGGGCAAAUGACUGCUAUAGAAGUGGGAGGCUUGACUUGUUAAUCAAGGGUGAUGAGGAGGCAAUCUUCAAUAUAAAGAAGAUGGAACGCUUCGUGGCCGUGGCAUUGUGGUGUCUCCAGGAGGAGCCAACAAUGCGGCCAACCAUGCUGAAAGUGACACAGAUGCUUGAUGGAUCCGUCACAAUCCCCACACCUCCUGAUCCAUCUUCCUUCAUCAGUUCACUCCAAUAG